CAUGAGGACAUUGGUAUCCUUGGCUGUUCAGACUCUGAUGGAGAGAUGAUGUAUGGACUGGAUGGUGAAGAGCUUGCCUACGCAGACUUCAACAAAAAGGAGAUGAUCUACCCUCUGCCUCGUUUUAUUGAUCCUAUCAGUUAUGUGGAAGGAACUUAUGAACAAGCUGUGGGUGAUCAACAGGUCUGCAAAACCAACCUGCAGACUGCUCGUAAAGUGAUGAAGGACUACCCUCCAGAACAGGAUGCUCCUUCAGGUGUGAUGAUCUACACCAGAGAUGAGGUGGAGUUUGGAGAGAAGAACACUCUGAUCUGUCACGUGACUGGUUUCUAUCCUGCUCCUGUCAACGUCUCCUGGACCAAGAACGGACAGAAGGUCACUGAAGGAUCCAGCAUCAACGUUCCCUAUCCCAACAAAGAUGGGACCUUCACCCAGAUCUCCAGACUGCAGUUCACCCCACAGCUGGGAGACAUCUACAGCUGUGCAGUGCAACAUCUGGCCCUCACUAAACCAGCAACCAAGAUCUAUGAUGUGCAGGCGUCUGGUCACUCUGAUCCAGGUGUUGGACCUGCAGCGUUCUGUGGAGUGGGUCUGACUGUGGGUCUGCUCGGUGUGGCUGCUGGAACCUUUUUUCUCAUCAAAGGAAACGAGUGCAGCUGAUUGGCUCACAGUGAUGAUGUCAUCAACAUAAUAUAAUGAGCUCAUAAUCAGUGU
Messenger RNA from Pundamilia nyererei, 714 nucleotides. Its product is annotated as HLA class II histocompatibility antigen, DR alpha chain-like. Lineage: Eukaryota; Metazoa; Chordata; Actinopteri; Cichliformes; Cichlidae. Gene Ontology annotation, cellular component: membrane; MHC class II protein complex. The transcript is spliced from 3 exons. Gene Ontology annotation, biological process: antigen processing and presentation; immune response. The record is from RefSeq and is a predicted model, not a curated record. The annotation marks the transcript as partial.